AUGAAACUUUAUUUGACCCUUUUCUCCACUAAUCGACCUUUUCCCUUCCUCCUUCCCUUCCUUGUUUCCUUGUCCCACUGGUUCUGUCUCUUCCUCUUCCUCUUCCUGUCUCUCUGUCUGUCUCACCAGUGUUUCCUUCCCCAGAGUCCUCUGAUGUUUAAGGAUCAGAUGCAACAGGACGUCAUCAUGGUGCUCAAGUUCCCCUCCAACUCGCCCGUCACGCACGUGGCCGCCAACACGCUGCCGCACCUCAGCAUCCCCGCCGCCGUCACCGUCACCUGCAGCCGCCUCUUCGCCGUCAACCGCUGGCACAACACCGUCGGCCUGCGUGGCGCCCCAGGAUACUCCCUGGAACAAGCCCACCACCUGCCCAUCGAGAUGGACCCUCUCAUAGCGAACAACUCGGGCACCAACAAGCGUCAGAUCACGGACCUGGUGGACCAGAGCAUCCAGAUCAACACGCACUGCUUCGUGGUGACGGCCGACAACCGCUACAUCCUGGUGUGCGGCUUCUGGGACAAGAGCUUCCGCGUCUACUCCUCUGAGACCGGGAAGCUGACCCAGAUCGUGUUCGGCCACUGGGACGUGGUGACGUGUCUGGCCAGGUCCGAGUCCUACAUCGGAGGGGACUGUUACAUCGUGUCGGGCUCCAGGGACGCCACUCUUCUUCUGUGGUACUGGAGUGGACGCCACCACAUCAUUGGGGACAACCCCAACAACAGCGACUAUCCCGCCCCCCGCGCCGUCCUGACGGGACACGACCAUGAAGUUGUGUGCGUGUCCGUCUGUGCUGAGCUGGGAUUGGUCAUCAGCGGGGCCAAAGAGGGUCCCUGCCUGGUCCACACCAUCACGGGAGACCUCCUGAGGGCCUUGGAGGGCCCCGAGCUGUGCCAGCAGCCUCGUCUGAUCUCCGUGUCCAGCGAGGGUCACUGCAUCAUUUACUACGAGCGAGGGCGCUUCUGCAACUUCAGCAUCAACGGGAAGCUGCUGGCCCAGAUGGAGGUCAACGACUCCACGCGGGCCAUCUUGCUGAGCAGCGACGGACAGAACCUGGUGACGGGCGGCGACAACGGCGUGGUGGAGGUGUGGCAGGCGUGCGACUUCAAGCAGCUUUACAUCUACCCGGGAUGCGACGCCGGCAUCCGCGCCAUGGACCUCUCCCACGACCAGAGGACCCUGAUCACGGGCAUGGCGUCGGGCAGCAUCGUGGCGUUCAACAUCGACUUUAACCGCUGGCACUACGAACACCAGAACCGCUACUGAGGACCGCCGAGCAGGUGGGAGGGUGUGGGGGCGGUUCUGUUCCCCUGGCCCGGGGAUUCUGAUGGAACUACUUCCUGUGUGUGACCUCACACACACACACACACACACACAGAGCCCAAAGACACACACCGACAUCGACGUGCGGAAUGGCGGCGAGGAGGCGUGGCUUCUCGCUCGGUUCUUGUUCCGUUGGCGCCGGAAGGCUUCAGACUCGAUUUGGUUCCUCCGUCAUAACUUUGGCCCAGGAGGAUUUGUACUCUUUCACCGCCGCAGAUUUAGAUGAUGUAAAUAAGCUCCGCCUCUUUAAUUUAUCGUCUGUAACAUAGCGUGUAAUAUUCCCGACCACGCCAGGCCAAAGUCGAGGAUGGUGAUGGCUUUUUUUCUGCCGGAGACGUCAGCCGGCGCCGCGUUCGAUUCCCGCUUUUAUUUUUUCUACAUCCGGUGAAGGCUCUGUCAAAUAUGUACAUAAAGUCUCGCUUCGGAACCCGUUCGGAGACGAAAAUCAGCUGACCGACAGCUUUCACUUUCACUUUCAUUUGUUGACUUCAGGCAAAAAUCAAUGUUUGUUUUGUAUUUGCACUUUACACCAAUUAUUAUUAUUUAUUAUUAUUAUUAUUAUUAUUCUAAUUAUUAUGAUUCUAAUUCCGGUUCGGGUCCAUGGAUGUUUGUGUUUCCCGCGUGUGGCGAAGACGUUCUUCAGCAAUACGACGCGCUCAUCAUUUCAUCACGCCACAGGAUCCGCCUCCAAAAAGAAGGAAGGAGAAAAAAAAAAAAAACAAGCUGAAAUAUUUUUGGAUCUAUGAAACUCUUCAAAAAAAAUAAACUAUUGUAUUCAUGUUUUAUUGCAAAGAUGUAAAAUAUGACAUGUGUGAGUUGGGGGAGGGGGGGACAUCAUGAUAAGAAAAAUAAAUUAUGCAAAGAAUUUCCAGACUUGGCUUUAACUUCCCUUGACCAGCAGGGGGCGCUUUUUUAAUGGCGUCUAAAAAAAAAAAAAAAAAAAAAAUU
Molecule: messenger RNA, 2268 nt
Organism: Nerophis ophidion (straightnose pipefish)
Lineage: Eukaryota; Metazoa; Chordata; Actinopteri; Syngnathiformes; Syngnathidae
Product: neurobeachin-like
Exons: 9
Coding region: 1-1263 (420 amino acids)
Biological process (GO): intracellular protein localization
Cellular component (GO): membrane; cytosol
Molecular function (GO): protein kinase binding
Source: RefSeq, a predicted model, not a curated record